Corythoichthys intestinalis (scribbled pipefish) is the source of this 3933-nucleotide messenger RNA. It is a transcript of the gene tbc1d19, whose product is annotated as TBC1 domain family, member 19. The record is from RefSeq and is a predicted model, not a curated record. Bases 206 to 1843 code for a protein of 545 amino acids. NCBI's taxonomy places the organism in Eukaryota, Metazoa, Chordata, Actinopteri, Syngnathiformes, Syngnathidae. The transcript is spliced from 19 exons.
UAUUUAAUGAACAUUAAUAACAUUUCGCUCUUUCACCCAUCGUUUUUGUAGCUUUUGAAAUAGGAACCAAUCAACGACAAAUUGUUCCCCUUCGGAGCGUACUCAAUGGACGUGCCGUUCAUCCUCAUCAGUGUUUUAGUAGUACAGGUGUGCUAGAAGGCGUUCGUUUUCCUUCCCAAACGCGACGCUAGUCCGUGAACAAAUCAUGGACGAAGGAACCGAGAUGUCGCUGACUAUCGCUCAGCUCGUUCGACGCCUGAAGGGAAGCCAUUUGCACGCUCAAAUGGAGCGACAAGCCAGAGAGUGUUUACAUCAACCGGAAAUCCAACUGGAAUCUUUAAAGGACGACGUUCGGCGUUUCCUCAGAACAUCAGGGUGGGAAAGGAAGCUCCAAAAUGCUGUGCAUCGAGAAUUACUAAUCAGUCGACUUCCCCCGAGCUUCCCGGCACCCCCGCCGGAGCACCUCAAAGAGCCCUUAGCAUACAUGCGCAAGGCCCAGGCCAGCUGGGAAAGGCGCAUCUUGAAAAGCUUGAAUAGUAUGAGCACAGAGCUAGGAGUGCCUCUGGCCCGAAUGAGGCCCGUGGCGGAGCAACAAGAGCUAAGCAACAAAUGGAAUGAGAUGGGUACAGAUGAACCAGACUUGAGUCGUUUCAGGCCCGUUUACGCUCCCAAAGACUUCCUGGAGGUUGUCGUCAGCCUGCGGAGCCCCAACCACGACAGUGGCGGGGACGUAGGCGCCAGGAGCCACUGGGGUCUCAUCCACGUCCCUCUUGAUGUCAAGGAUAUCACACAGCUGAGAGGUGUCUACACGGAGCUCGGCCUCGCCGAGGGGCAGCUGGGGAUCGACGACAACGCUCAUCCAGACUUAUUUGAAAACAACUACAUUGACAUUGGAAAGAAAGCGCUGGCCGAGCAGGACGGUGCGGCGGCGCAGCAGUACAGCCGGCGGGGCUGUCCCACGGGGCUCCGGGCGGAUCUCUGGGCCCUCAUCCUGAAUUUGGUCAACCAGCCACAGGAUGCGAUGCAUUACGAGCAGCUGAAGGCAGGUGUCCUGCAACACGACCUGCUGGUGGACAAGCUUAUCUCCAAGGAUGUGAAGCUGACUGCCAGUAACGACGACUACUACUUUGUCUUUGAAGACUUCCUCUACCAGGUCUUGCUGUGUUUCUCCCGAGAUGCCGCCAUCUUGGAGCACUUCAAGUACAACAGCGCCACUCCACCGAAAUCAUACAUCCAAGGGAAAGAAGAGGAUGAGGACUUUGCUGUUUUUUAUCCUCCUAAUGGUGUCAUUCCGUUCCACGGCUUCUCAAUGUACGUGGCGCCGCUAUGCUUCCUGUACAACGAACCGUCCAAGUUGUACAGCGUCUUCAGGGAAAUGUACACCCGCUACUUCUUCCGACUGCACUCGAUUUCCUCUGCGUGCUCGGGAAUCGUGUCUUUGUGUCUGCUUUUCGAGCGGCUCCUGCAAACGCACCUGCCGCAGCUCUUCUACCACCUCCGACAGAUUGGAGCUCAACCGUUGCGGAUAGCCUUUAAGUGGAUGGUCCGAGCAUUUUCAGGUUAUCUUUGUACCGACCAGCUGCUUUUUCUUUGGGAUCGAAUCCUGGGCUAUGACUCGUUGGAGCCUGUAGCAGGUAGCGCGUCUGCUUUUUUUCAGUUUUUUUCUUUAGUGAAACUAACCCUCAACCUGUGGCCCCUUCCAGUCCUGGCAGCUGCCAUUUUCGCCUUUCGGACCGAGAACCUGAUGGAAGUAACGUCUCUUGCUUCAGCUGAGGCUGUCCUCGCCGAUCUUUCAACCCUCAAAGUCAUGCCGCUCAUCCAGAUCUUCCUCUUUGCCGUCUGAGUUAAUCCUCAAAGGUGAAUUCUAUUUGUUGAUGUGACUUGUAUUAGGCUAGGUUCAUAGCACAGGUUUUAAUGCACAAUUCCGAUUUUUUUGUCAUUUUUUGGCGUGCCCGUUCAGACUACCUUAGUCCACUGAGCAUGUCUAAGCAUUACGCAUGCUAGCUUAAAUGCUGUAAAAUGCUAACGUUUUUUUUUUUUUAAACAAUGCUCUUAACAAAUGGUUCAUACAUAUUCCCACAAAAAAAAAAAAAAAACGCUAAAUAUACCUAUAAACUAAAUUACAGAUGCGUUAAACUGCAGCUCCAACAAAAACUUAUCUUAUGUUGGUCUUAACAGGGAGCAGCUGGAUUCAGCCAUGUGAAAUAAGUAAUGUCAUUUUCACUGUUGCCACUAGAGGGCAGUGUAUCCACCCAGAAGAAUAAAACUAAAUACAAACAUUUUCAAAACUAACCAUUUUAACGCCACUUUAAUAAUUGGAAUUACUCAAAGCGGCAAAAUUUAAUUUGAAGCUUUUUUGUAUCGAAUUACUCGAGUUUAGGGCUGCAGCUAUUGAUUAUUUUAGUAGUCGAUUAACCGAUGAACUAGUUACAGUACGAAUAAUCGAGUAAUCGGAUAAGGAACAGAAAAAAACGGAAAACUAACUAAAGGAUCUCAGUACAACAUGAGAAUUAUUGGCUUACUUAAAUAGCAAACGUCUGCUAGCUUAAAUACUUUAAAGUGAUCAAAUUUUUUUUUUAAACAAUGCUUUUAACAAAUGGUUCAAACACAUAUUCCUUACAAAAAAACGGCUAAAUAUACCUAUAAGCCAAAUUACAUAUGCAUUACAAAAAAUUUAGCUCAAACAAAAAAACUUGGCUUAUGUUGGUCUUAACAGGGAGCAGCUGGAUUCAGCCAUGUGAAAUGAGUAAUGUCACAUUCACUGUUGACACUAGAGGGCAGUGUAUUUAAUUCAAAGCUAAUUAUCUUAUCGAAUUACGGAGUUUAGGGCUGCAGCUAUCGAUUUUUUUUUUGUAGUCAAUUAACCAAUGAACUUCUUCGUUCGAAUAAUCGGGUAAUCAGAUAAGGAACAUAAAAAAUUAAAAUACCUAAGCUUAGCCUCAAAUGGUAUAAAAAAUUAAUAAAUGAGGAUCUCAGUACAAAAAAAAAAGAACAAUUGGCUAACAUAAAUAGCAAAAGUCCGCUAGCUCAAACUUUUUUUUUUUUUUUUUUUUUUAAACAACGCUCUUAACAAAUGAUUCAAAUACGUAUUCCCACAAAAAACUGCUUAUGUUGGUCUUAACAGCUGGAUUCAGCCAUGUGGAAUGAGGAUUUGAUGAUGAUUCUCAUCGAAUUACUCGAAAGAAAACCAUUAAAAAAAAAAAAAAAUGCAUAGUUCAAGCUAGCCGCUAAUGCUAAUGUACAGCUCAAUCGCUGCCGUUCCUCUUGCUCUGAGCUGACAUAAUUGCUGCAUGAAUUCUGAUUCGGGAGACUUGACAGUUCAGACCGCAGCCACAUUCUGGGAAAAUGUAGCCCAGAUCCGAUUUUGAAAGUGACCUACAUCGGAUUUGAAAUGAUCCACUUUUAUACGACCUGUCCCGUUAAGACAGUCAAGUUAAUGCCCGACUCGAGUCAGAAAAACACGAAAAUAUCAGAUUUAUGCAUCAAGACCUGCAGUAUGAACCUAGCUUUAGUCACUCACACUAACUGAACAACCAAAUCAUAUAUAUUGUCAUUUUUGAACUGUUUAUAUUUCCAAAUUGCAGCCAGGAAUAAAUAAAACAGUCAAACACUUCAUAAAACCGCAUGACAAGUUGAGAAAAUGAGACACUUUACAAAAAAGGCGUCGUCAGAAAAGUGAUAUAUAUCACUUGAAAAAAUGUAGAAAAGGUCCUCACCUCUAUCAAAAGUGGACGUCAAAAUCAAUAUAAAAAUGCCUCUUACGUCGGUUAGCUCAUGUGUGGAGAGGUUGCUUUUUUCCAGCGUCUGAAUAUGGACAAGUGCUUAAGAAAAUGAACAUUAUAGAUGCUCUCAGUGCAUUUGACACACAAGUCUGUAACACUUCAAUGAAAAAACAAAGACUUUACAAAUAAAUAUAUGAACACACACCAAAAA